AUGAAUCACUCGUCUCAAAAGAAAUCACAAAAACACAUCUUAAAUAAACUGAAAUCAUGGACGAAAAAAUUGGUGACCCCCUCAAAAGCCACCCUCAAACAUAAACAACCAGAAUGUAAUAAUGCGAUUCCACAAGUAACCCACCUUUCAAUAGAAAAUACUUCCGUAGAAUUAAGAAUAAAUGGUGGAGGUUCAAAAAGGAAUAGUCGAAAUUUAAUAUGGAGUGAAACCAUAACCAAAAGUAUUACUAAUGAUGCAUCAUCGGAUGGUGGUGAUAAGACACUGCCAACCUUUGAACAACAAAAACCUACGACGAGAAGGAGUUCAUUCUUCGCCAUAUCAAGGUUAAAUAGUAGAUUAAAUUCACGAAUUUCCCGAGUUAGUACUCAACAAUCUCAUAGGCGUGGAUCCGAAGUUACCACUUGUACUUUACCUGAAUUGGCUGAAGAACCAUUUGACAUUGAUUUUAUAUUUAAUGAUUUUGAUGAAUUAAAUGAGAUUUAUGGAUUGGAAGAAUCCGACGAACCUUACGAUAAUGAUUUAACUGAGGAUUACCUGAACGAUCCAAUCAACCAAAAUGAUUUAAACGAUUUUCCCGAUUUGCCCCACGAGUUGGACACUUUUUGGGAAUCGUCAUUGUCAUACCAAACUUCAUUCUUAUCGCAAUUCAAUGCCACUUUACUUUGCCCACCUUCAUCUUCUGAAAGUCCCUUACGUGGUAAUGUCAUGGAAAUAGAAUGUAUGAUAAAUCAUUCAAACUUGAAUGUUUGCGAAAUGUGUCAUUCUCGGUUACCGAGUCCAUCAUCUCGUACAUCGCAAUACAAUAAAUCAUCCGUAAUGUCCGAUUCUUAUAAAAAUAUUUUACCUCCUCUUGUAAAUACUCAACUGACUUUACUGAAAAGACAUGAUCCGGAUUAUAUUACCGUUAAAAAUAUGUUUUAUUCUGAAAUACCUCGUGCUAUAAUCAAAGCAAUUAUCAGGUUGGACAUGCCAACUAAAUUGGUUAAAGAUCAUGAAAAAUAUAAAAGUAAAAUCGCUAAACUUUAUGAGAAAAAAAGCGUUGAUGACGUAACAUUCAGCACCUUUCACGGCACCACCACGUUAUUUGACUGUGAUCCCGGUCGAUUUGCGGAUUCAAAUUAUUGUUCUCUUGAGAACAAGGUGUUUUGUAAAAAAGGUUGCGGUAUGUGUGGUAUCAUUCAACAUGGCAAUCGAAAGAAAUUUUCAAAGCAUGGCAAAAAAAUGUGGUUCGCUUAUAGCGCUUUAAUUUCUCGUGAUUAUACGGAUAGUAAUAGUUAUACCAAGGUUAUGUUUGUUAUUGACGUUGUGGCAAAAGAACAUAACUGGAUUCUCGUGGUUAACAAAAACAAGGCAACCCUUCCAAGGUUCAUGAUCAUAUUUGAGUGA
Molecule: messenger RNA, 1407 nt
Organism: Funneliformis geosporum
Lineage: Eukaryota; Fungi; Glomeromycota; Glomeromycetes; Glomerales; Glomeraceae
Source: the annotation of a GenBank genome assembly